CUCUCUCUAUUACGUCCUCUCUCUCUCUCUCUCUCUCUCUGGGUUUAGGUUUCUCUCUCUCUAAGCAAAAUCCAAACCAUGAACCCGCCCUCGGAGCUGUGGCCCCCUUUCUCCCGUAACCACCCCAUCAUGUGGCCCACUGAUGAAGACUUCGAACCCCAAAACCCUAACCCUAAUUUUCACCCCUCCAAAAAACUCAGGCUUUCGUUUUCCUUUGGUGAUCCAAAUCCCAUUGACCCCUUUCCUUCUCGUCCCAGAGGAAACCCAAGCUAUGGUCGGAUCUUCUUCAAAACCAAACUCUGCACAAGAUUCCAGCAAGGAAAUUGUCCUUACACGCCGAACUCCUGUAACUACGCUCAUGGAGUCGAUGACCUUCGAAAACCACCUCCAAAUUGGCAACAGAUAGUUGAUAGUGGAGCUUCCUCUGCACCGCUUCCUCUUUUUCCUUUCAGAGAAGAACCAACUUUGCCCCUUCCUACUCCUCCUCAAUUGCUGACUUGGCAAGAGAACCAGAGGCUUCAUAGACUUAGAAUUUGUAAGAAGUACUAUAAUGGGGAGGUGUGUUCUUAUGGGGAUCGAUGUAACUUUGUCCAUGAUGAUUUGGGCAGAUCUAGAGAGAGUUUGGCAAUUAGUAUCGGAACAAAUUCUAAUUCUGGUAAUGGAGGUUCUCAUGUAUUUGAAUCACUUUCAAAUUUUUCUAAAAAACCAGUGGGUUUGAAUGCAACGGAGGGAGGGAAUGGUGGUGAACUGAAUGGGUCGAACCUGAAGCCGAUGUUUUGGAAGACGAGGAUGUGUAACAAGUGGGAGAGUACUGGUUCUUGCCCUUUUGGAGAGAAGUGCCAUUUUGCCCAUGGAGCUGCAGCAGAACUUCAAAAGUAUGGUGUUGUCAUGGAUACUGAUAUUGAGAAUUCAGGCCUCACUCCAACCUCGAAACCCUCUCAUCCUAGUACUGGUGUAAAAAAUACUUCAACUUUAAGGCGGUCUUGUGAGCUAGGGCAAGGGCAAAGAGGUUUAUCAAAAUGGAAAGGACCUGAGAAGAUCAAUAGAAUCUAUGCUGAUUGGAUUGAUGACAAUGAGUGGGAGCACACGGCUCGUGCUCAGGUUGCUGAGAAGGCUUGAAAUAUGAUCAUCUGUCCAACUUCGUGCACCAUGCAUCAUAAAUUGUAUCCUGCAUAAUGACAGGCUUCAUAUGCAACAGGAGGUUAUGCAUUACACACAAUAACAUGCAUCUGUUAUUCAUUCUUAACCUUAACCGGUGGGCUAAUGUGAGGGCUAACAAUUUGUUGAUUUUGUGGGGAACUAGAAAACCUUAAAUGGGAAGAGAGUGGUAAUGCUGGCAGUUUGGGUGGGUGUAGCUGGCCUCCUGUGUUUUUCAUUUAGGCAUUCAUGCAAUGUACUUAAUGGGCUUUUGAGAAGA
Amborella trichopoda is the source of this 1417-nucleotide messenger RNA. Its product is annotated as zinc finger CCCH domain-containing protein 56. Gene Ontology annotation, molecular function: metal ion binding; mRNA binding. The record is from RefSeq and is a predicted model, not a curated record. NCBI's taxonomy places the organism in Eukaryota, Viridiplantae, Streptophyta, Magnoliopsida, Amborellales, Amborellaceae.